AUGGGAAAUCAGAAAAUGAAGUUGACAUUGGUCUUUUGUAUUGAUGAGGACGAAGGGUUCUUCUUGAUCAUCAGAUGGCAGUGUGAAGAAGACUCAGUCAUAUUUAUUGAAUUGUCUACAUUAGCAGCUGAGUGCUCUGCAACGUUUACAUACAUAUCGCCCUCUUAUCUGCCUCUUUUUCUUCUUCCUUUUGUUCUUGAUGAGGCUAAAUUGUUGCAGAACUCAAUGGCUUCCAUCUCUGGUUCUUCUGCUUCAUCCUUUUCCAAAGAUAACACUAUGAGAUUAGACAUUGAGUCUGUGAGUGCACUUGCCACUACAAUCAAUCAGCACAUAAAUGCAUUACUUGCAAAUAAUAAGGCAUGGAUGUCUUUGAAAUUCAAAUGCACUUCCAAGCUUAAGAUUCAGAAGCAACCAACUUUUGAAUUCUCAGAGUAUUCGAUAGUAUCAAAUCUGUAUUGGGGUAUUGAGGCUAUUGAUGCGGCAACUCGAGCAAAAGGGGAAGAAGAGAGAACCUCGAGGCUGCAGAAUUCAGAGAAAAUGCUUCAAGUUCCUGCUUCACUCCAUGAGCAAGGAUUUACAUCUGGAAUUCCCAAUGAAUAUUUGAUCUGUUGCUCCUACUUUUACCUAUCAGUUGUCCGGAAGCUCCAAAAAGAUGAUUGGCAGGCUGCAUUACACUUUCUUCAAGCUCUUCUUGUUUCCCCUAGGCUUGUCCGUGAUGAAUUCGCGCCAGAGCUUUGCCAAAGUAUCAUGCAUAUGUACAUCAGGCAUAAAAGGCAGGAAAGACCUGGGAGUAGGUUAUCAAAAUCAGCCACUGUCAUAGAUCUUGAUGAGGAUCAGGCCAAUGAAAUUAUGGGAUGGAUGGCUAAGGAAUAUAAAGCCUGGUUGUUAUAUUACCAGAUCAUGUCUAAUGGUGAGCAUGAUCCAAAGCACCUUGCAAGCAUAGACAAUGCUGUCCCAGACGACAAAUCAAAGUACAUAAUGGAACCAGUUUUCAGAAGUGCCAAUGGGAAAAGCCAAGGGAGCAAUCUUAGGGGCUGUUACGCAGAAACCAUGAGAAGCUCGAGUAAGAAAUGCUUAAAAGAUAUCCUAACUGAAUCACAGUCUGAUACUCCAAUUUCCAUGGAGUCAUGCAACAGCAGUUCAACAGAAGAAACGUUUCCUGAGGGAAACCAGAGAGGCUCGGCAUUCUCACUGAAAAUCAGAAAGAAAAAUGCAGACGACCAGCAAGCUGAAGUUGAUGAUCAGAACUUGCAAGCUUCUUGCUACAAGCAGCAUGCAGAAAUUACAGCAUGUACGCCCCAGCAUUCUACACAUCUAAUGCGUAGAGAUGGCCGAGGAUUGGCUGUUCUCAAUCUCCUUUCUAGAACAUUAUCCAGCUCAUUCAGUGACAUAGAUGUAUCAGCUACAAGACCGAUAGACAAUAAUUCACAUGUCCCUGUACAUGGAAAAAGAAAAAAAGAUGCUGCUCAAGGCAAAUUCGAGUUACAAGAUUGGCGACAAUCUAGUUUUAAAGAGUUGGCAACUCCUCCAAGGGGUCAUCAGUUCCACCAACUGCAUCGUACAAGAAGUUUAGUUUCUGAUACGGGAAUGAAAAGCACAACUUUUGGUGAUACUUUACAUCAACUUCAAAAAUAUCCUGAAGAAACCUCUCAUAUCGAGCAGGCCCAAAUACUAGAAAGGCUAAUUUCAAAGCUUUGCUUCUCCGAAACACUGGGAAAUCUUGAGGAAGAUUAUACAGUUGAAAUUUCAACGGUAUACAAAUUGUUGAACAAUAGAAGAGGUUUGAAGUAUUCCCUACUGAAGGACAUCAUUUUGGAUCAACUGCUAAUGGCUAUUUCAACCUCCAAAAAGGAGCAGGUGAUCAGAGCUUCAGUGACUAUACUGUCAACAAUAGUUUCGGGGAACAAAACAAUUAUUGAAGACAUCAAGCGCAAGGGUUUGCAGUUGUAUGAUUUGGCAACUGCUCUUAGAAGAAAUGUGCAUGAGGCAUCUAUCUUAAUCUAUUUGAUAAAUCCUCCACCUGAAGAAAUCAAGACAUUAGGAAUUUUACCUUGUUUAGUGGAGGUCGUCUGCACUUCUAACAGCUACAAGGAUGCUAUAACAUCAAUUCGGCUGACACCUCGGGCAGCAUCACUGAUGAUUAUUGAAAUACUUGUGACUGCAUUUGACUAUACAACAAAUAACAUGCACCUGUCCACUAUCAGCUCACCUAGAGUACUUUCUGGGCUCCUUGAUGUCCCAGGAAACAAUAACCUUGAAGAGUUCAUCUCUUUGGCUGCUAUCCUUGUAAGAUGCAUGCGUUAUGAUGCACACUGCAGAAAGUUCAUAUGCGAGUUCGCUCCAAUUACUGAACUUUUCUCUCUCCUACGAAGCAAUCAGAAACGAGCAACAUCAACUGCCCUGGAAUUUUUUCAUGAACUGCUUCGCAUGCCAAGGUCAUCAGCAAUUAAAUUGCUGCAAGAGAUAAGAAAAGACGGAAGCAUCAACAGCAUGAGUGCAUUGCUACUUCUCAUCCAGAAUUCUCAACCUGAGCAUAGACUCUUAGCAGCAAGUUUGUUACUCCAAUUAGACUUGCUGGAAGAAGCAUCUAGCAAGCUCAUGUACCGAGAAGAAGCCAUGAAGGAACUUCUUGAAUCACUGAUAUCUGAGGAGAACUCUGCAAAACAAGCAUUAUCAGCAUUCAUCCUAUCAAAUAUAGGCGGAACUUAUUCUUGGACUGGAGAACCAUACACAGUGGCGUGGUUGGCAAAAAGGGCUGGUUUAACCUCACUACAUCACAAGAACAUGAUAAAGAAUUAUGACUUCUCAGAUGAAAGUUUGCAGGAUGCUGGCAUUGACGCAUGGUGCAGCAAACUUGCAAGACGCAUUAUGAAGUUUGGCGCUCCUGUCUUCCAUGAUCUGGUGAAGGGACUUGACAGUAAGUCAAAGAGGAUUUCUCGAGACUGUCUCACAGCUAUUGCAUGGAUUGGAUGUGAAGUUGCAAAAAGUUCUGAUGAGUUGCGAUCCAGUGCAUGUGAGAUCUUGUUGAACAAAAUGGAGCAAUAUGUGCAUCCUGGAUUUGAACUCGAGGAAAGACUAUUGGCAUGUCUAUGCAUCUACAACUAUACUUUGGGUAGAGGGAUGAAGAAGCUGAUACAUUUUUCAGAAGGAGUGCGAGAAUCACUGAGACGCCUUGCAAAUGUCACCUGGAUGGCAGAGGAAUUACUAAGAGUAGCUGACUAUUUCCAACCUAAUAAGUGGCGAAUAUCUUGUGUUCAUACUCAAACUUUGGAGGUUGGUCAUGGUCGUAAUGGAGCUGUAACAGCUCUCAUAUACUACAGGGGACAGAUUUGCAGUGGAUAUGCAGAUGGUUCAAUUAAGGUAUGGGACAUUAAGGGACAGACUGCAACACUAGCACAGGACAUGAAAAAUCACAAUAAGGCAGUAACAUGCUUUGCUCUUCUUGAACAAGGGAAUUGCCUGCUGAGCGGAUCUGCAGACAAAUCAAUUAAGAUUUGGCAAAUGGUCCAAAGAAAUCUUGAAUGCAUAGAAAUAAUAGCAACCAAGGAAUCAAUUCAAAGUAUUGAUACUUUUGGGCAAUUAAUUUUCACAAUUAGCCGAGGUCAUAAAAUGAAGGUUUUUGAUGCCUCAAGAAAUGCAAAAGACAUUUUCAAGAAUAAAAGUGUAAAGGCCAUGACGGUUGUACACGGGAAGGUAUACGCGGGGUGUGUAGAUUCAAGCAUACAGGAAUUGGCCAUAACAAACAGCAGAGAACAAGAGAUUAGAGCACCAGCAAAGAAGUGGCUGAUGCAGAAUAAGCCAGUCAACACGCUAGCUGUUUACAAGGACUGGCUAUAUGGUGGAAGUGUAGUAGUUGAAGGUUCUACAAUAAAGGAUUGGAGACGCAACAUUAAGCCCCAAGUAUCAGUGAUGUCUGAGAAAGGUGCAAAUGUGCUCGCUAUGGAAGUAGUAGAGGAUUUCAUAUACUUGAAUACCGCUGCGUCAAGAAGCAGUCUUCAGAUCUGGUUGAGAGGAACACUACACAAAGUUGGAAGAUUAUCAGCUGGCAGCAAAAUAACGAGCCUACUUUCCGCCAAUGACAUGAUUCUUUGUGGUACUGAGACAGGACUCAUCAAGGGCUGGAUUCCACUGUAACAGAAGACGGACAUGACCCCAGAUAUGGGUCGACUCAAAUGCUUAGAAUCAGUUUGGAGCCAUAUUCCCCAUGUAAAAAGUUUAUAUAUAUAUAUAGAGAGAGAGAGAGAGAGAGAGAGCAAAGAAUGUAACUAGAAAACAAGAACAUCAUACGAUAAAAUCACUGUAUAUCAUCAAAAAUUGUGUACGCCUGGCAUGUAAAUUAGUGGAAAAUCUGAUAUUUGUUUGCAUAAUUCAAUUGGGGCACAACAUUUUGCACGAA
Molecule: messenger RNA, 4396 nt
Organism: Coffea eugenioides
Lineage: Eukaryota; Viridiplantae; Streptophyta; Magnoliopsida; Gentianales; Rubiaceae
Product: putative E3 ubiquitin-protein ligase LIN-1
Exons: 19
Coding region: 1-4134 (1377 amino acids)
Molecular function (GO): protein binding
Source: RefSeq, a predicted model, not a curated record